AGAAGGAAAGAGAGGCGGAAAAAAAGGAGAAAGUUUGCUGGAAUGGUCCAGGAGGAACAAGAUGGCUGUUCCUGGACAGAAAAACAUCUUCGCUUUUUAACUUCAGGCCAUUUCUCCUGUAAAGGAGCUCACUUUGCCUUUUAUAUUUAACUGCAUGACUAACUUUUGGGGUUUUAUUUUAAUGCGAAAUGUGUUGAUUCUCUGACUCUGGUUCGAGUGAAGUCUCUAACGGUUCGGAAACAGUUUGUAGGACUGAAAAAGGCUUUUUUGUACAUUUGAGUACAUUUUCUUUAGGCUUCUUGUGCUUUCGGUGGAUGGUUGUUCACAUUCCCAUGGUCGCCCAUCGGAGCAGCUAGCCGGACCACCAUGAGCUCCUCUCGGGUCAGACCCCAGAGCCAGGCGGGCAGGUCGCCCCGAGCAGCGGGCUCCAGUGAGGGGAUAGAAAUGGAGAACAUCCAGCACCCAGACAUGGCUCUGGGAGGAAACAUCGGUGCACCGUCUCCACCAUCCAGGCAGGCGUGGAGCCGAGACAACCCGGUGUUCGAGCCGGAGGAAGAAAUCCUGGAGGCGGACUGGCCUCAGGCGAGUCCCGGGCGGAGGUCUGUGUCCACGGCCUCCAGCGGCAGCAGCAGCAGCGGCAGCGCCCACAUCACCAGAGGGGGGCUGUACCCAACACCGACCCCCACCAUCCAUGGCCGGCAGCAGGACAGGCGGCAGCCCCGCAGCUGUUUGAAGCACAUCCUCCAGAAAAUCAGAACUCUGUGGGGAACUGAGCUGAUGGAGGACGGCGACAGCAGCAGAGAAAGGUACCUCAGAAACGUGUUGAGGGAGAUGCUCACAUAUGUCGGGUUCCUCAUCACUGUCUGCGUUCUGACGUAUGGGAUGGUGAACUCUAACAUGUACCAUUACACCAAAGUUAUGUCCCAGCUUUUCCUGGACACACCACUGUCUCCUGGGGAGCCAACUACAUUUAGGAGCCUCUCCACCAUGGAGGACUUCUGGAAGUUCACCCAGGGGCCCUUCCUCAGCGGCAUGUACUGGGAGGUGUGGUACAACAACAAGAGCCUGCCUGAAAAUCAGAGCUUCAUCUACUAUGAGAACCUUCUCCUCGGCGUACCGCGACUCCGGCAGGUCAAGGUUCGCAAUGAGUCCUGCUCUGUCCACCAAGACCUGAGGGAUGAGCUUCAUGACUGCUAUAACAUAUACACCCCCAGCAAUGAGGACACCGCCCCCUUUGGUCCAAAGAAUGGAACAGCGUGGGUGUACACUCCAGAGAGUGAGAUGAACAGCAGCAGCCACUGGGGGCAGGUGUCGAAGUAUGGAGGUGGAGGGUACUACCAGGACUUGUCCCGAACAAAGGAGGAGUCAGCUAACCAUCUGCAGCUUCUCAAAGACAACUUGUGGCUGGACAGAGGCACCAGAGCAGUCUUCCUUGACUUCUCAGUCUACAACGGGAACAUAAACCUUUUUUGCAUUGCAAGGUUGCUGGUGGAGUUUCCAGCCACCGGAGGAGCCGUGACCUCCUGGCACUUCCAGACGGUGCGGCUGAUCCGAUACGUGUCCAGCUGGGACUACUUCGUCUGUGUGUGUGAGGUGGCCUUCUGCCUCUUCAUCCUCUACUAUGUGGUGGAGGAGGUUCUGGAAAUCCAUAUCCACCGGCUGCACUACUUCAAAAGCAUGUGGAACUGUCUAGAUGUUCUGAUCGUUGUGUUUAGUGUUGUCGCCAUUAUAAUGAACAUAACCAGAACAGCCAUGGCUCGAAAUCUGCUCGGUGGGCUGUUGGAGAACUACUCGGCUCACCCCAGCUUCGAGGCUCUGGCCAACCUCCAGGUCCAGUUCAACAACAUGGCCGCGGUUAUUGUCUUUUUCUCCUGGGUCAAGCUGUUUAAGUUCAUCAACUUCAACAAAACCAUGAGCCAGCUGUCCACCACCAUGUCCCGCUGUGCCAAAGACCUUGUGGGCUUCGCCAUCAUGUUCUUCAUCAUCUUCCUGGCAUACGCUCAGCUCGCCUACUUGGUGUUUGGAACUCAAGUUGAUGAUUUCAGCACCUUCCAAGCCAGCGUGUUCACCCAGUUCCGCAUCAUUCUGGGCGACUUUGACUUCUCAGAGAUCGAGGAGGCAAACCCAGUCCUUGGACCGGUUUAUUUUACUACGUUUGUCUUCUUUAUAUUCUUUAUAUUAAUGAACAUGUUCCUGGCUAUAAUCAAUGACACAUACUCUGAGGUGAAGGCUGAUAUGUCCCAGCAGAGGUCUGAGAUGGAAAUGACGGACCUCAUCAAGAAGGGCUGCAACAAAGCUUUGAUGAAGCUAAGGCUGAAGAAAACGCCCGUGGAUCCCAUUUCCAAUGGUUUGCAACAAGCAGGCGCUAAAAUGAACUUUGAUGAGCUCCGUCAGGAUCUGAAAGGAAAAGGCCACACGGACGCAGAGAUUCAAGCCAUCUUCGCCAAGUACGAUCAGGACGGCGACCCUGAGCUGACGGAGCACGAACACCAGCAGAUGAGAGACGACCUGGAGAAAGAGAGAGACCUGGAGAUGGAGCGCAAUUCUCUGACCCGACCCAGCAGUGGGCGGAGCUUCCCUCGCACUCAGGAUGACUCAGAGGAGGAUGAUGAUGAGGACUCUGGUCACAGCUCCCGUCGCCGUGGCAGCAGCUCUGGGGGAGUCUCCUACGAAGAGUUCCAAGUGCUGGUGAGGAGAGUGGACCGCAUGGAGCACUCCAUCGGCAGCAUCGUGUCGAAGAUCGAUGCAGUGAUUGUGAAGCUGGAGGGAAUGGAGAGAGCUAAGCUGAAAAGAAGAGAUGUGCUGGGCAGGCUGCUGGACGGAGUCAUCGAGGAUGAGCGUUUGGGUCGGGACACUGACGUCCACAGAGACCAGAUGGAGCGACUUGUGAGGGACGAGCUGGAGCUUUGGGAGUCAGACGACUUGGGCUCCCAGGUCAGCCACACUCCUGCGGGCCCACGGGCUCGUCCCCCGUCCUCCCUUUCUGCAGACGGCCUCGACGUGAGCUCAAAUGGAGGCGCACAUGUCUAAACACCUGACGAGUUAAAAAUGACCCCAAUCCAGAAAGAGACUUGAAAAACAAAACUUCAAAUUUGGAGAUUUUUCAAAGCAAAUAUGAUGCUGAAUGUGUUUAAUUUUCUGCAUGGAGAAUCUAUCCAAUCAAGAAGCAUUAUUCUGAUGAGAGAAGCACAAGCUACACCUGAGGAUGAAGCAUAAUAGCAUUAAACCACCUUAUAAGCAUAUCAGAUAUUCUGUGUAUGAGUUAUACUCUGAUUGUUAACUGCCACAUUUUCCAAACAUUUCAUGUUUACAUAAAUAAGAGUGGACUUC
Cyprinodon variegatus (sheepshead minnow) is the source of this 3330-nucleotide messenger RNA. It is a transcript of the gene pkd2, whose product is annotated as polycystic kidney disease 2 (autosomal dominant). The transcript has 15 exons. Gene Ontology annotation, molecular function: signaling receptor binding; voltage-gated calcium channel activity; muscle alpha-actinin binding. The record is from RefSeq and is a predicted model, not a curated record. NCBI's taxonomy places the organism in Eukaryota, Metazoa, Chordata, Actinopteri, Cyprinodontiformes, Cyprinodontidae. Gene Ontology annotation, biological process: release of sequestered calcium ion into cytosol; detection of mechanical stimulus; potassium ion transmembrane transport. Bases 367 to 3030 code for a protein of 887 amino acids. Gene Ontology annotation, cellular component: membrane.